This is a messenger RNA of Lepidothrix coronata (blue-crowned manakin), 823 nucleotides long. RefSeq names its product apolipoprotein D (gene APOD). The coding region runs from base 138 to 707 and encodes 189 amino acids. The record is from RefSeq and is a predicted model, not a curated record. The transcript has 5 exons. Gene Ontology annotation, molecular function: cholesterol binding. Lineage: Eukaryota; Metazoa; Chordata; Aves; Passeriformes; Pipridae. Gene Ontology annotation, biological process: brain development; tissue regeneration; lipid transport.
UAAUGAUGCUCCCAGCACACUUAUAAAGCGAAGCAGAGAGCUCACCACAGAGCUGUGCCUUGCAGCCCUGGUCCUCCGCAGAGCAUCACUCCUCCUCAUUCACAAGGUCUGUUUGCUGCCUGCAUCCCAGUGCAGCCAUGCUGGGCACGGCAGUGCGGCUCUCAGUCCUGCUGAGCGUCUUCAGCGUUGGAAAAAGCCAGAUGUUUCAUAUGGGACCAUGCCCAGAUCCAUCAGUCCAAGAAGACUUCGAUAUCGAGAAGUAUUUGGGGAAAUGGUAUGAGAUAGAGAAGCUGCCCUCAACUUUUGAGAAAGGAAGCUGCAUCCAGGCAAAUUACUCAUUGAAGGAGAAUGGGAAGUUCAAGGUGAUCAACAAGGAGAUGCUUUCCAAUGGCAAAGUCAAUGAAGCUGAAGGAGAACUCAUGCACAUGGAUGUAAAGCAGCCGGCCAAGCUGGGCGUCCGCUUUAACUGGUUCAUGCCUGCUGCCCCUUAUUGGGUUGUCUCUACCGACUAUGAAAACUACUCACUGGUUUACUCCUGCACUAACAUCCUCUGGCUCUUCCACAUGGACUACGCCUGGAUUUUAUCAAGAGCUCCUGAAUUGCACCCAGAAACUGUGGAGCACCUGAAGAGUGUUCUCCAGUCCUACAAGAUCGACACUGACAAAAUGAUUCCCACUGAUCAAGUCAACUGCCCUGCUGAGAUGUAACUCCCAGCACACAGUGACACAGCACCAGACCAGCGAUGAACUUUGUUGCUUGCUUUAUUAUCCAUUAGAAUUUCUCUAUGUAACUGAGAAAUUUAAUAACCUCUUUGCUAACUAUA